Varroa destructor (honeybee mite) is the source of this 4795-nucleotide messenger RNA. RefSeq names its product transmembrane protein 135-like. The record is from RefSeq and is a predicted model, not a curated record. Lineage: Eukaryota; Metazoa; Arthropoda; Arachnida; Mesostigmata; Varroidae.
UCGAGACCAUCCGAUGCGUGGAUCCAAUUCUAUGGCGCCAGUUACAAACAAAAGCGUCACAUUGAGUUUUCGAUCACGGGAUAGCAUUAAGAUUUGAUUCGUGCCUUUUCAAGCUUGUCUUGGCACGCUGCACCAAUCAAAUUGCAAACGGACCCUAACACUCUUUCAGGCUAUAGUCUACUACAAGCUUUUAUGACCAAUUUUAUUAUAAAUUCAUGCGAAAGGUUGACAUCUAUUUGUAAUCAAAUCGCUGCUCGCGGAUUGGUUAGCAGCGAAUCACGUGACCUCCAGAAUCAGCUGUUUCUCGUCACCUAACCGUUGAUGAGAGUCCUCCUCAAGCUAGGAUUCGAUAUCAAUCAGAUGGAGUUGAACGAGGCUUAUAGACGUUGGUAGAGAGCUGUUAUUGGAGCAAUGCCAUGCGAUAGAUGCUAAUACAAAGCAAUUUGGCAAAAAGUCCUACGUAACUGAGGCAGUAAAACCAGCUGUAAUUAUACCAGAAUUAUAACUCUCUAAGGAGAUAAUCAACCUGGUGUGGACGAACAAAUUUGUCUACUUGAAAUUUCUGGAAUAACCGCAGUACUUGAGCCAAAUCCGCCCUGCUAAUAAAGACCUGCGCUAGCGUCGUGCCAUCCGAAAUAAGGACAACCGUUCCAGGGCUUUAUAUACAACUGUUGCUAGAAGCAAUUUAGUUGAGCUAGUCCUGUGCUGCAGGAUACGCUGGCGGAGACCUUCACCUGACGUUGUAUUGCUUAAAACAAUAAGGAAUUUGGUCAUCGUUGUCCCCCGUUUUACGUUAGUUUGCUGCUUACUUCAAUUACCGCUACAACCAUAGCUGCCAUGGGAGUUCUAUCUAAGUUUAUGGUGUCACUUCCGUACCACUGCUACGAAGUUGCUCAUCCCUGGUCAGAGACAUGCAGUUAUGCCUGGUUGUACGUCUUUCUGUCGUGCGUGCGCGAAUCCAUGAAGAUCUACGGGAUCCUUUAUCUUUUUGCUCAAUUGGGCUUAUCACGAAAGGUGUCGCUGAACGCUUUUUGGCAGACGCUUCAAUCAACGGCUCAAUCGACUCUUUUUCUCAGCUAUAAUGUCUUCUUCUUCCUCUUCUUCAUCUGUGUAUUCAGGCACAGUUCGGAUCGGUUCUACGUGCCGCAGUCAAGCUUUGUAUCUGGACUGUUCGCUUCCUUUCUAGCAAUCCUCGUCGAACGACCUGAAAGACGUCAAGUGCUUGCGCUCUAUAUGCUCAAUCUGCUUUCGGAAGUUCUGUUCAAUUUCCUGGUUACUAGAAAAUUAGCUCCUGUGCUACCUUAUGGAGAUAUUUUGCUAUUCUCAGCAGGACUGGCGGGGCACUCAUUCAUACUCAAUGAUCUGAGUAGGAAAGAUCCAGUAUCGUCUGGAUUGAAGUUCCUUAUCGGCAAAAACGAAUUUUUAGCAACGUCACCAUCAAGAUGCCGUCACGGCGAUAGUCAUAUCAUGUACAUUCUACGAGGUUUCGUGAAGCCUUUCUUCAUAGGAUACCUGGGUCGCGGCCUUAUUUCUACAGCAACUAGUUUACCAUCAGUUGUAUCCGACCCAAUAACAUUAGGUACAAGACUUGUUAAAAUUUUUGCUUCGGAAACCUAUUUUCGUCAAGGAUUGUUCUUGGGUGGAGCAGUGUCAACUUUUCGCGCAGUUCGCUGCCUUUUAAGAAAUCGCGGUAUAGACGAAAGUGUCUGUCGAGGUAUUGCUGGAAUGCUAGCUGGAACAUGGAUAACUAUUUCGAGGAAUACCAGCCUCACGCUCUAUCUAUUCUGGAAAGCAGCUGAGGUCUUCUAUAUAAAGGCGAUGAAAGAAGGCUAUUUGCCGCAAGUUCCCUUUGGAGCGGAGAUCGUCUACACAAUAUCUACGGCUUUUUUGUUAUUUAACUCUGUCAUGGAACCACACAACGUUCGACCGUCUUAUCUUCAAUUCUUAAACAAUAUUACCGGAACAGGGCUAGGAAGACUGAAUCGUCAUGUAGUUGCAAUGCUAGGCUUUAACUGUACGACCUUUAGCCACGACUACUUCCCGUACAAUAUCAACCUCGCAAAGGUUCAUCCGAAGUUUAUCGAACAAGUUGUCGUAUGGAGCUAGAGACUGGCCAUAUUCACUUGUGGUGAAACACCAGAUGAUUGUACAAUCGUUUAUAACCGUGCAGGAUCACUCAGUACAGCCGAAAUCGCUCUGACACCGAACGAAUCGAGUCGAUACCAUUUGCCAUCGGGAUAAGAUAAUACAAGGUUGAGAAAAUUCGAGUCAUAAGAUACAAAAAGGAUUAAUUUCCAAGGUAUCUUUGUGUAUAAUGUGCUUAAAAUGUGUAGUAUCAACAUGUACAUAAGUAAGGAUAUUAAAAGCUCUAUACGGGUUUCGGCGAAACAUUAAUGUGCGAUAUGUCCUCGUAGGUCGUAGCAUUUGUAUUAGGAACUGACGUUACUUGGCGCACUUUUUUAAUUUGAUUUUAGUGCUGCCUAUAAUAAUUAGCAAGAACGUAGCUUUCUGCUACUCAAACACUGUAGCCAGAUUUAUCGAUUGUUAAGAACAGGAAUAUUCAGCUGAUUUUUACAAAACGAUUUAUGUUCAUGCUAAGAAUUACUAAGUGUCAGAUAGAAAUGGAUCCCAAGUGUAAAAUUUCGACUUUGGCUCACGUCGUUUUACAGUAUACAAAAACUUGUAAUAUAAAAAACUGGUUUUUGUCAACAAGGCGAUUCACAUCUCUAUAGUGAAAUAAGUUAGCGCAUCUAAGAUCGUUUGUAUUAACUUUAUGCACAAAGAAAAAUUUUUUUGUAAAAAAAACCACAUUGCGAAUACGCAACGCGGUUAUUUUACACUAUGCUGGUAUGUCAUAUGCAAUGCUGAAAGUAUCUUGGCUAUGAAAUUAAAUACAUUCAGAUUCAUCCUAUAGACAAAAUACAACUAAACGGCUCGAAUCUACGGAUUAUUGCUUAUAGUUUUUCUAAUAAAAAAUCAGCGCGGUCACAGUAACUGAGGCAUGAAAAAUUAGGGUUUUUGAUUAUGUCGGAUUCAUUUAGACCGUUUAAUUUAGUAGCAUCCAUUACGCGUUAUCAACUUCGCUCGACCACUAGUCGUUAUUUUAUCGUUCUCGUGAGGAAUCUAUCAUGCCGUAAACCGCUAGACUUGUUAAGAAAUACACCGCUCCGAAUACCAUGUUAACACUACGAUGACCCAAUUCUGCAAUAAAAUAUUAAUAAAUACUUGGAAGUUCGCACCAGUAAGCCUGUUGGAAUGAAGAAUGGACUUUCGUCUUUCACUGCAAGCAAACGAAGAGAAUCGUUCCUGUCCUAAAGCAAGCUAGUUAUAAUUAUUGAGGUUAUCAUGCCGUGGCUUUCGAUAACGAAUUAUUCUAGCAGAAAGCAUAUCAGAGAUCCUAGCAUCUCAUAAAUUUUUAAAGCUUUUUUGUGGUGCCACCCUAACACAAAUGAACCCAUUAAGAGAUAUCUGUGCCUCAUCAAACUUUUAGAUGUUAUAUGCCCAGAAAAAACGAUCUGCCAGGAUUUACGCUGAAUACCAAGAAAACUUGUAACAUGCUUCAAGUACAAUAAAAGCUGUAGAUCACUGUAGAGACGCCGUUCAGCUAUUCAAUACUAUCCAAAUCCUGCAGGUAUGUUUGUAAUGAAACAUGUAUAUUUCAUUGUAUAACUAUAGAUGACUAGAUCGAUCGAACUCGUUUGACAAACUUCUUGGGACAUAAUGCUGAUAUUGCCGUGACAGCUCUGAUGGAGUACGGAUUGUAAAUGUUUAGUUGAUGUGUCCGGUCUACUAUGAUGGCGCCGAAUACAAUAAGUGUAAAGAUUUGAACUUCGCAAUGCUUAUAUAUAAAUAAAAUAUUCCACAGUAUCUGACUACCUGCUGAGUUACUGGAACACUUUGGCGCUCUUGGACGUCCUUUCGAACAAUGUGUGCAUCCACCUGUCGAUUGGUAUUCUAUGUCUGCUUGACUUUGCUUCGUAUUUCAUCGAUGUGGGCGAUGACGAGAAAGGUGAUACCGAAUGCUUGAAAUACUUUCUCAAUAAAUUUAUUCAAAUUGAGGCGCCGAAAAAAUUGAAGCCCUUUUCAUUGAGUACACUGAGAAGGCUUCGGCAUUCGGCCCUGAGAUCCAGAAAUAUUUUCGGGCUGCAUACGAAGCGCUAGAGCACUCCUUUAAGCACAUCAAAGAUCGAGUACCCGAGGGAAUGAAAAUGGUCGAAAAGACAGCAAGCAGUGAAAAGUUUAGUUACUUGUUACCAGCAAAAUUUCUUGCUGAAGUAAUGCAGGUAAGAAAACUGAUUUCACAAUUGUUAAAUUCCCCUAAACAACGUUUGACGGUAUCUAUUCAAAUUGCAAAUGUGUAAUAUUUACAACUUCAUACUCUGUUAAUAUCAAUGUAUGCUAUUAUAUCUGACGAUUUUGUUAACGAAUUUUGACCGUAGGCUUAGGGUAACUCGUAGCCGUCUAUUUUGAAUAGAGCGGUGUCGUGAAAAGCAACAAAAAAGUUUUCAACUAUAAUAACUUGCUUCUACCACGAAUUGUCAUGUUAAUAGAAAUCUUUUUGGUUUUUAGAUAUUCUCUGACGACGAGCUACAAGAAGCUUGUUUCAUCUUAAGUAAGAAGAAGGAGAUUUUAGAGAACAAAGAGCAUCACGGCUUCUAAGUUUGAUUGCUGUUCAUGUUGAAACCACAGACAGAGAAGCUGCGCAAGCCAUUGUUAAAAAGUGUCUUUUUGCUUAAUUUAAUUGGAGGCAUAAUACUCCUUUAGACCUUCUUUGUUUUUGCUUAGUUGAAAAAUA